AUGAAUGUAAUAAACGGCGACGAAACCGAAACGAAACCCAAUCCGAACCUAUACUCAUGGACAAACCUACCAGGCUACCUAAUCAAAUACUUACACAACCCAUUCCUACCAAAGAUCAGCUCAAAUCCCCAAGCCUUUGAUCGAUUACAAAGUUUACUAAAAGUACCACUAGGAUUUUACGAAGCUUAUGAUGAAGAAGUUGAAAAGACGUUAUGGUAUGUUAAGUUAGAUAGUAGAUUGAAUGAACAGCUUUCUAUUGAAUUUGUUAAACUUGAAAAAGAGUUUAAAGAGAUUGGAUAUUUUUUGGGAUUGAACUCGGGGUAUCUUAUCAAAGAGAUUUCUCCGUUUGAUGGUGAUUCGAUAAGUCAGAUUAGGUCAUCAAAUGAUUGGAUUCUGUUUAGUUCUAUUAACUUGAAUUUGUUAUUUCAACUUGGGUAUAAAGAUGAUGAAGAAGGAAAUCAUGAAAUUCAAGAGUUUUUAUAUCAAUUGAAGUUGAAGAAAUUGCAAGUGAAGUUUAAGGUGGCUGUACUAGGGGUUUGGGAAGACGAAUUGAACCAAGCUGAAAAGAUUAAAACUAUCAGAGCAGAGAAUCUUAGGUUUCUUGAAGUUUGGAAAAAAGAUUAUUUGAUUACAUUUACAAGUAAAGCAGCAAGUUCACAUCCUCAAAACCUACAACGUUUUUUCCAAAAACUUCAAUACUUGUCAUUCAAUCCAGAAGCUAGUCCAAGGUUCAUAAGUUGGUUACACAUCAUAACUUUCCAUCAACUAAACCCGACCAAGAAACCAAACCAAUCAAUCCAAAACCCAUCACCUCAUUCUCCAAACACGAUGCGCACCAAUUUCUCAAACCUCAACGCCAUCCAUACGAUUUACAAAACAAAUUCAUGGCCAUGCAUCAUGAUCCAAGAAAUGUUUUGUAUAAAAAAAGAUAAAGUUUAUUUAUCUGAUCAUUUUACCGAAGAAGAAGAAGAAGAAGGAAAAGGUUAUUUUCAUGAAGUUUUGUCGUUUGAAAAGAUGCGAGAAAUUAGUGAUUCGAUGGAUCAAAGGUUAAGAGAUUUAUCAAAGAAUGAAGUCAAGGUUUUGAUCAGUGUUUCUACUGCUAUUGGGAUUAGGUUUUGGGAUUUGAUAGCUUUGGUGGUCGUGGUUUCUGAUCUUGAGAAAUUUGAAUUUCAGAGGCUUGGAAACUUUUCGUGUCAAAUGAUGACGUUUGAUGAAGUUUUGGAGUUGAUGGAUAAAGAAACUGUUGAGAUUUGA
Messenger RNA from Melampsora larici-populina 98AG31, 1254 nucleotides. RefSeq lists its product as uncharacterized. The record is from RefSeq and is a predicted model, not a curated record. The transcript has 3 exons. The coding region runs from base 1 to 1254 and encodes 417 amino acids. NCBI's taxonomy places the organism in Eukaryota, Fungi, Basidiomycota, Pucciniomycetes, Pucciniales, Melampsoraceae.